AUGCAAUAUAUUGAUAUGGAAAAGUAUAUUGAAUAUCUUUGUAUAGAUAUAUUAACAUUUCAUGAAUUAUUACGUCUCAUCGGGCCGAAGAUCGAAAAGCAACAUGUAGUGAGAUCUCCAAUACCCGCUUCUACACGUCUGGAAAUAUGCCUACGGUAUCUAGCAUCUGGAGAUAAUAUGUCAUCAAUUUCGUUUGCUUUUCGAGUAGGAUUGAAUACGGUUUCAAAAAUUAUAUCAGAAACUUGUGAAGCUAUAUGGAACAUAUUAAAAAAAAAAGUUUUUCCCGAAAUCACUGAAGAUUUUUGGAGAGAAAAGGCCAACGAAUUUGAAACACAAUGGAAUUUUCCUAACUGCAUUGGAGCGAUAGAUGGAAGGCAUAUGGCAAUAGUGGCUCCACCUCAUAGUGGUUCAACUUAUUUUAAUUACAAGGGUACCCAUAGCAUUGUUCUCCUAGCAAUCGCAGAUGCAAAUUAUUGUUUUACAGCAGUAGAUAUUGGAGCUGAAGGUAGAAGAAGUGACGGAGGCAUUUUUGCGGAAAGUAAAAUUGGACAUCAUCUCAUCAAUAAUACAUGUAACUUACCUCUGCCGAGAUCAAUUGUAGAAAAUGGUUCACAAUUGCCGUUCGUUUUAGUGUGUGAUGAAGCUUUCGCCUUAACAUCUUUUAUGAUGCGACCUUAUCCACGUGCCAACGAUUUAAAUUUACGACAGAAAGUAUUCAACUAUCGACUUAGCCGAGCUCGUAGAAUUGUGGAAUGUGCUUCUGGCAUUUUUACGGCACGUUGGAGAAUUUUUCGACGAUCUCUGUCGACAAAUAUCAUGUAA
This is a messenger RNA of Temnothorax curvispinosus, 822 nucleotides long. RefSeq names its product putative nuclease HARBI1. Bases 1 to 822 code for a protein of 273 amino acids. NCBI's taxonomy places the organism in Eukaryota, Metazoa, Arthropoda, Insecta, Hymenoptera, Formicidae. The transcript has 3 exons. The record is from RefSeq and is a predicted model, not a curated record.